UAUCAAUUUUGCAAUGUGAUUGUGGAGGGAUUAAAAUUGGACUUUUCGUAAAAUAAUAAAAUUCAUUGAAAUAUUUUCGUAUGUUUCGUUUUAGAUUACAAAAUUUUCUAUAAAAAAUAAGCUAACAAAAAUAGAUUAGUACUGUCAGAUUACGUUUUAAAUCAAAGGUAAUACUUUUGUACCAAGAUGUCCGUGAUACUCGCAUACGAUUUUGACAAGAAAAUGUUUGUAUAAUCCUACGAUGCUUUUGUAAAAAAUCUUGAUGAGCUUAUGAUCGUGUGAAAGUGUACAUAAGAUAGAUAGAAUAACACUGAUAUGAAUCGACUCGUAGAGGAGAAUGUGCAAAAUAUUAAGUGCAGUCAGAAAAGUGCAAGCACGAAAAACAAAAGUAAAAAAGCCAAAGAUCCUCCGGAAACAACAAACGAAAUAAAUAAACUGAAUGAAGACAAAAUAAGCGAAGCGUUAGUGAAUACACUUCAUAUUAAACUUAAUAGUAACCUUACUAAUGGUACAAGUGAUCAUUCUAACGAUAGUGUGAAUGAUUCAAAUGCAGAGCCAAUAUCACUAGUGGCAGCUCCGAGUGAAGUCGCGAUGGUUGUAAAUAGUGUACAGUGUAGUGAUGUCGCGCCCACCAGGGAGAGUAAUAGUAUCUCCUCAGAAAGAAACAAGGUCAAAUACAGUGAAGGCAUAGAAACAGAAACAUGUGAGAUCUCAUCCCUUGCCCAUGCUCUUAAAGGGGACAUUGAAAUUAUGUCAUACGAAUCUGAAUUACAAAUGCCAGAAAUUAUGAGACUCAUACAAAAAGAUCUAUCAGAACCUUACUCUAUCUAUACAUAUAGAUAUUUUAUUCAUAACUGGCCUAAACUAUGUUUUUUGGCAAGUCAUGAAGGCAAAUGUAUUGGUGCCAUUGUAUGUAAGUUAGAUAUGCAUCGAAAUGUUGUCAAAAGAGGAUACAUUGCAAUGUUGGCUGUUGACGAGAAAUAUAGGAAAAGGAAGAUCGGGUCUAAUUUAGUACAGAAAGCAAUACAGGCAAUGAUAGAUGAUAAUGCAGAUGAAGUUGUAUUAGAAACAGAAAUCACAAAUAAACCUGCACUAAAACUAUACGAAAAUUUGGGAUUUGUAAGAGACAAACGCUUAUUUCGAUACUAUCUUAAUGGAGUAGAUGCAUUACGGUUGAAAUUAUGGCUAAGAUGAAAUAUUUAGGUAACAAAUCGAAAAUUCUCAAUGUUGUGUUUAUGUCGCUGAUGACUUCUGUCACAGGUUUUUAUAUAAACCCUGUUGUUAUUAUGGUAUAACCUAAGAAACCUGCCAUGUGAAUUUUAGCCAAAUGUAUAGAUUGUUUGAAAUUUCUUUUUUGGACAUGUGAUGUUUUAUUUUUUCUAAUUUAUGUGUUAAAAAUUGUUAAUUAAAUGUUUUCUGCAAUUACUUUUAUAUCUCAAUAAGUAAAUGAUAUAAUAAUAUCUUAACUAAAAUACACAACUUUGAUGAAUUAAAUUGUUCCUUUAUUUAACUUUCCUAAAGCCAAAAGAUU
Pararge aegeria (speckled wood butterfly) is the source of this 1531-nucleotide messenger RNA. RefSeq names its product N-alpha-acetyltransferase 30-like. Gene Ontology annotation, cellular component: NatC complex. The record is from RefSeq and is a predicted model, not a curated record. Gene Ontology annotation, molecular function: protein-N-terminal amino-acid acetyltransferase activity. Gene Ontology annotation, biological process: N-terminal peptidyl-methionine acetylation. Lineage: Eukaryota; Metazoa; Arthropoda; Insecta; Lepidoptera; Nymphalidae. The transcript has 2 exons. The coding region runs from base 316 to 1194 and encodes 292 amino acids.